This is a messenger RNA of Manduca sexta (tobacco hornworm), 1017 nucleotides long. RefSeq lists its product as uncharacterized. The record is from RefSeq and is a predicted model, not a curated record. The transcript is spliced from 3 exons. Lineage: Eukaryota; Metazoa; Arthropoda; Insecta; Lepidoptera; Sphingidae. Bases 277 to 897 code for a protein of 206 amino acids.
GAGUGGAAACAGGAUUAUAGCAUUCCUUGGAUAUAACCUACACUGAACCAUUGGCUAUAAAACCAUUACGACUAAAAUUCGUGCGGUGGUCCGCGUAUACCAGGUGUAAGGUCAUUAUGACGAAUAUUUAUAUUCGUCGUUCGCAGUUCGUAUGCAUAUAAAACUCUUUCAUUAAAACUCAAUGACAUAAAGGAUGACAGUCUGGUAGUAAAAUAAUGGAUUUACUGGUUAUAAUAAGGGAAUGAGUGGCGACUUUUAGAUGCUACGGCCUUUAAUAUGUCAAUGUCAUGGUCCGAAUGGGGGUUGUAUGCAGCACUCACUAUCUCAGGAUUUAUCGGAUUUUUGAUACUGCAUUUUAUCGUCAAAGUUAUUAAUGACGCCAGACUUGAAGCCAGGUAUAUGAGGAUCCACCAAAAAGCUUCAACAAAUCAAGGAACUCAAGUGCAUUGUCCUCUAGCAGAAAUAACUGCGAGGGCCCCAAGAAUUCCUCUCGAAAACAUGCUAGAAAGGCAAAUCACUACACCGAACAAAAUAUCAUUAGUGUUCAACAAACAACAUAACUUGCAAGAGAAUAAAAAAUUGGACGACAUCAUUGAUUCAGGCAGUGAAACUACUUCAAUGAAAGUCAUAAGUAGUACGUCGUUUGGUACAAAAAGCUGUGAAUCAAUUGUAAAACCUAGUUUACUUGGUAAUAUUUAUAAUAAAAACAAUUCAGAUACAAGUGAUGUUAUAGAAGUCACUCCUAAUAAAGAAGAAGGCAUAGGUAAUGAAUCCGUGAAGAAAGAUGAAACUGAAUACAAAACAGUUAUGAAUUUAACUAAUCAAAAUAAUUAUCAGGAUUUAAAAGAAUGGAUAGUUGGUAUAGUCAAGAAAAUACCAAGUGAUGAUAAAAAGUGAUAUUUUACUGUUCCUGUUUGUUAUGAAUUUUAACAAAUGGCUAGAAUACCCUGUGCUGCUCUUUUUAUUUCAAUACAAGAAAUAAAAUGUGUUGAAUUGAAUAAAUUAAUAUUUUUCAAA